Molecule: messenger RNA, 2517 nt
Organism: Closterium sp. NIES-65
Lineage: Eukaryota; Viridiplantae; Streptophyta; Zygnematophyceae; Desmidiales; Closteriaceae
Source: the annotation of a GenBank genome assembly
AUGGCGGCAUGCAAGAUGAAUCGCCCUGGUGGCUCAAAUGGUCCAGUACUGCGGUACGUAGUCCCUGGUUACGUACCGGCGUUACGUAUCGGGCAAUACUGCCGUGUUAUCACCUCCCCACUCCCCCCAGCUCCCCAACCCCCCCUUCCUCCUCCAUCCCCCUCCCUCUCUUCCCCCCCUUUCCGCUUCCCCUCCCCUCCUCCUUUUCCCCAUGUCUCGCAUCAAAAUUCUCAUUCCACUCCCCCACUCCCGGAUUUCCCCGUUUCUCCGAACUCCCUUCCAACCCCGUCAUAUCCCGUUCCCCUUGCGCGCGCUCUUCCCACCCCCCCGGAUCCCCGUUCCCGCUUUCUCCGCUCCCCGCUUCCCCAGCCCCCCGGGUACGACCACCGCGCGCCCCAGUUGCAGGACCAGCGGAGCGACGGGGGAAGCCAGGGGCAGGGGUAUGGCGGGCGAUAUGACGACGAGCGGGGCAGCCGAUAUGGCUAUGACGACUAUGCUCGGAAGGGGUAUGGCGGGGGUAUGAGGGGGGGUAUGGCGAAGGGUAUGAGGCAGGGGUAUGGCGGGCGAUAUGACGACGAGCGGGGGAGCCGCUAUGGCUAUGACGACUAUGCGCGGAAGGAAGAGGAGGAGGAGUGGGAGGAGGAGAGGGCGGAACGCAUACGACGAGAGGAGGAGGAGGAGGAGGAGGAGGAGGAGGAGGAGGAGGAGGAGGAGGAGGAGGAGGAGGAGGAGGAGGAGGAGGAGGAGGAGGAGGAGGAGGAGGAGGAGGAGGAGAGAGCCCGCCAAAAGGCAGAGGAGGAGGCAGCAGCAGAGGCCGAAGCAGCAGCGGCAGCUGCAGCAGCGGCAGCAGCAGCAGCAUCGCCACCACCGGACCUGCUAUCCAUGGAAGAUGAUCUGCUGGGCCUCGGGACAGACGCAGGGCCGGGGGCUCUGGUGCUCUACAGUGCUCCUAAUGCGGAUGACCUCAUUUCCAAGGCGUUUCAGCAAGAGAUCAGCCUUCUGGACAUUGACACUAGCACGUCAGAGGCAUCUCUCCUGGAGAAGGUGAAUUCAGUGGCUCCAAAGCAGGCGAAUGGGGAGGUCGAUCUGCUGGCUCUGGUGGACGGACCUGUGCCCGCUGGUGCCGCUGCUGCUGCUGGAGGAGGAUUGGGAGGGGGGUUGGAUGCGACGAGUGGGGCGCUGGUGCUGGUGACACCCAUGAAGGGAUUCCACGCCACACCCACAAGGCACGGCAUAUGUGGUGCUUGUGAGCGGACUAUCGAUUCCGGGAGGUACCUGAUUGCUCUGAACCGUGACUGGCAUGCCGCCUGCUUCAAGUGCUGCCACUGCCGCCUGCCCAUCACUGAGAUGCAGUGCUCUGUGAAGGAAGGUGAUACUUACCACACCGAGUGCUACCGCCAGCUCUUCCACCCCAAAUGCUACGUCUGCGACACUUAUAUUGCCCCCAGCGAGUCUGGCAUGGUCGAAUAUCGCCUCAACGACCUGUGGCACGCCAAGCACUGCGCCAAGCACAGCCCAACCACGGAUGGCUCGCCCCUCUGUUCCGCCUGCACUCGCCUCCAGCCCACCACAUGCACAAUGGUGGACAUUGGCGGUAACCGCACGCUCUGCCCCGAUUGUAACACCUGCUCCUGGCCCUCCCCUCCUGGCUCCGCGCUCUCCGCCCUCACCUCCUCCUCCUCCUCCUCCUCGCUGGGGACUCUAGUAGUAGAGGCCUCUGAAUGUGCCCCUAUUUUUGCCUCUGUGCUGAGUUUCUUCGAGGAGGUUGGGUUGGGAGCGGUGCUGAGGGGUGCUGUGGGCGUGAUGGGCGACGAGCUCCCGGUGGUUACUGCUGACGUGGCGGCGUUACAAGCUGCUGCUGAGGGCGAGAGACAGGGUUCAUCUCGCCUGGCGGUGGUGCCUGGAGUGUGCCUCACUCAAGAAACCACCAUCCAAACAGUCGUACGAGCACCAGGGUCAACAGCAACGGCCUUUGCAGGCAUCUCGCAUGAAGCGAAGACACUGACGCAUGUCAACUCCACUGCCGUCUCGGGCAUUGUCAUUCUCUACGGCCUCCCAGCACCUCUAGCGGCGGCAGUCAUAGCCAAUCAGCUCAUGCAUGCAUGGUUCCUUCUCGAUGCGCCUGCUGUCACGAGCUAUGAGACAUGUAUGGACUUGGCUCUCACGAUACUGGGUGUGUUGAUCCUGGGCAGGGCACUGCAAUUACCAGCAGUACCUGCUCUCAACCCUCUCCUGGCCUCGCUCCCUCCUCCUUUCCCCACAGCGCUUCCCUCAGAGAUCGAGGAGGCCAUGUGCCAAGUCAUGGCGCACCUGUGGUUACAGCGUUACCAGCAGCAGCUCAAGAGCCCCUCUGCCUUCCAGUCUGGCUUCCUCGAGUUCUGCCUCACUCGCGUUGCCUCCGACCCCUCCCCUGCUCUGCUCGACUCGUUCCGCUCCGCCUACUCUGCUGUGGUCUUCAAGGGCCUGCUUGCCACCAUUCAAACACUCCGCAUGUCCAACACCCUCCCUGCUAUCUAG